Grammomys surdaster is the source of this 994-nucleotide messenger RNA. It is a transcript of the gene Rtraf, whose product is annotated as RNA transcription, translation and transport factor. Gene Ontology annotation, molecular function: RNA binding. The coding region runs from base 90 to 824 and encodes 244 amino acids. The record is from RefSeq and is a predicted model, not a curated record. Gene Ontology annotation, cellular component: tRNA-splicing ligase complex. The transcript has 8 exons. Lineage: Eukaryota; Metazoa; Chordata; Mammalia; Rodentia; Muridae. Gene Ontology annotation, biological process: tRNA splicing, via endonucleolytic cleavage and ligation.
GCCGCGUCGCCGGUUCCUGCGCCGCCCGUCUCACCUCGCUUCUCCUGUCCCGGCAGAGGCCCGGGCGGCCAGCGCGAGCAGCUGGGACCAUGUUCCGACGCAAGCUCACGGCCCUGGAUUACCACAACCCCUCAGGCUUCAACUGCAAAGAUGAAACGGAAUUUAGAAACUUUAUCGUUUGGCUUGAAGACCAGAAAAUCAGACACUACAAGAUUGAAGACAGAGGUAACUUGAGAAACAUCCACAGCAGUGACUGGCCCAAGUUCUUUGAAAAGUAUCUCAGAGAUGUUAACUGUCCUUUCAAGAUUCAGGAUCGGCAAGAAGCGAUUGACUGGCUUCUUGGUUUAGCUGUUAGACUUGAAUAUGGAGAUAAUGCGGAAAAAUACAAGGAUUUAGUACCUGAUAACAAGAAAAAUACUGACAACGCAGCUAAAAAUGCAGAGCCAUUGAUCAACUUGGACGUAAAUAACCCUGAUUUUAAGGCUGGUGUCAUGGCUCUGGCUAACCUCCUUCAGAUUCAGCGUCAUGAUGACUACUUGGUAAUGCUUAAGGCAAUUCGAAUUUUGGUUCAGGAACGUCUAACACAGGACGCAGUUGCUAAAGCAAAUCAAACAAAAGAGGGCUUACCUGUUGCUUUAGACAAACAUAUUCUUGGCUUUGACACAGGCGAUGCAGUUCUUAAUGAAGCUGCUCAAAUCCUGCGGUUGCUGCACAUAGAAGAGCUCAGAGAGCUACAGACAAAAAUUAAUGAAGCCAUAGUAGCCGUUCAGGCCAUCAUUGCUGAUCCAAAGACAGACCACAGACUGGGGAAAGUUGGAAGAUGAGCACAUGAGGAUGUCAGCUUCUCACCUGCUUAGUGAUGGGAACCGUUACACCGGUGUGUGCUGUGAAAUCAGAUGUCACACUUUCAAGGGAGAAUUCCGGGAGAUUGACCAUGUUCUAGAGAUUUACCACCACUGCUUUUUUCUUUAAUAAAGUUGGGGAAGUAAAAGGC